AUGGUUUUCCUACCUGCGAAAGAGGCAGGCACUUUGCCGCCUAUCCCGGACAGUAUUCCGCUCAGUGAAUUCAUGCUUACAGAUCUGUACGGGCGGAACCCUCUGGGUUACUCACGGGACCCUUUCACCUGUGGCAUUACCGGAAAGAGCUUCUCUGCACUAGAAGUGGUGGACCGCGUCGAUUACUUGUCUCGCGCUUUGUCCAAGGAACUAAAUUGGAGCCCAAACGCAGGAACCGAGUGGGAUAAGACAUUAGCAAUCUUCAGCUUGAACACCAUCGAUACCUUGCCACUGUCAUGGGCCGUCCACCAGCUUGGGGGAUUGGUGUCCCCAGCGAACGCAGCCUACUCGGCUGCCGAGCUAAAGUAUCAGCUGCUCGAUUCUAAGGCCAAAGCACUAUUCACCUGUCUCCCUCUACUGCAGACCGCUCUCGAGGCCGCUUCCCUCGCUGGGUUGCCCAAGGAUCGCAUAUACUUGUUGGAAGUCCCACCACAGCUCACGCCCGGAGUCAAGGCUCCAGCACAAUUCAAGACAGUUUCACAAUUCAUUGAAGAGGGAAAGUCACUUCCGAAGGUUGAGAGGCUGAACUGGGCCGCCGGAGAGGGUGCUCGUCGCACCGCCUUCCUCUGCUAUUCCAGUGGGACAUCCGGGUUGCCAAAAGGUGUUAUGAUUUCUCAUCGCAAUGUAAUUGCAAAUGUGCUUCAAAUACAGGCCUUCGAGGCCACUUGGCGCGACUCCCUCAAAGCUCCCGGAACUCAAGGCAACCACACCGAGGUGGCAUUGUGUCUGCUUCCUCAGAGUCACAUCUAUUGCCUGGUGGUUAUCUGCCAUUCUGCUCCUUUCAGAGGCGAUCAGGCCCUUGUUUUACCCAAGUUUGACUUGGAGCUUUAUCUAGCUUCUAUUCAAAACUUCAAGAUCUCGUCAUUGUUCCUGGUCCCUCCGAUCAUCAUCAACAUGCUGCGCAACCAUAAAAUUUGCGCGAAAUACAACCUGAGCUCAAUCAGGAGUAUUUUUACUGGCGCUGCGCCCUUAGGUGUGGAAACGGCCGAAGACUUUCAGAAACUUUACCCGAACGUAAUAAUUCGGCAAGGAUACGGUCUGACUGAGACAUCAACUGUGGUGUGCUCGACUCACCCAACCGACGUCUACCUAGGUUCAUCUGGCACCCUCCUUGCCGGUGUUGAAGUACGCAUCGUGACCCCCGAAGGUGAGGAGAUCACAAGUUACGACACGCCUGGUGAACUGGUGGUCCGCAGUCCGAGUGUUGUUCUGGGAUACCUAAAUAACGAGAAGGCAAAUCGGGAGACCUUUGAGGAUGGGUGGAUGCGGACGGGCGACGAGGCCGUAGUCCGCGUGGGCCCGAAGAAAACAGAGCACGUCUUCAUUGUUGAUCGUAUAAAGGAGCUCAUCAAAGUCAAGGGAUUACAAGUGGCUCCAGCCGAACUGGAGGCUCACCUUCUCACCCACCCCGCUGUUGCUGACUGUGCUGUCAUCGCCAUCCCCGACGAGGCGGCCGGGGAAAUCCCAAAGGCCAUCGUGGUCAAGUCACCUUCUUUCCGUGGCAGUGACGAGGAGGCUAUCCAGUCUAUCAAGAAGCAUGUUGAGGACCACAAGGCCCGGCACAAGUGGCUCAAGGGCGGUGUUCGUUUCAUCGACGUUAUUCCCAAAAGCCCCAGUGGAAAGAUUCUUCGCCGAAUGCUUCGUGAUCAAGAGAAGGAGGCAAGGAGGAAGGCCGAUCCUCACCGCGCCGACGACGACGCCUACAUUGAAGCCGAUGAAGCCGAUGAGAUUAUCAACCGCGAUGAGGACCACCCCAUGGAGUCCGAUGGCGAAGACGAGGAUGGAGACCAGCCUAUGACCUACGAAGAACAAGAAAUCACUCUGGAGAAUGACUCUUCCGCCCAUUUCGAUAGCCACAACGACUCCGUUUUCUGCAUUGCCCAGCACCCCAUCCACAACAACAUCGUAAUCACUGGCUCCGGAGACGAUACCGCUUACAUCUUCGAUUCGACGCCUAAUGAUGAGCGCCCCGUCCUUCCCCCCAGCUACGAAUCGGACCCGCAACCCAGGCGCGAGCGGGAUUCUCUUAAGCCCAUCCUUAAGCUUGAGGGCCACGCCGACACCGUGAACGCCGUCGCAUUCACAGAGCCCAAGGGCGAGUUUGUUGUCACAGCAGGAAUGGAUGGUAAGCUGCGUGCUUACCGCGACACUACCCCCCAGGGAACCGGCCUCGCAUGGCAGUUCCUCGCGGAGGUUCAAGAAGUGGAGGAGAUCAACUGGGUUGCUGUCUGCCCUUGCGAGAAGGGCGACGAGGAGAAGAGCAACAUCAUUGCUCUGGGUGCCAACGACGGUAGCGCUUGGGUGUUCCGCAUCGACCCCAGGGACGCCGCGGCUCCUAUCUCCAUCAUUCAGUCGUUCUUCCAACACACCGGUUCUUGCACGGCGGGUGCCUGGACCCCCGAUGGAAAGCUGCUGGCGACCGUCUCCGAGGACGGUAGCUUCUACGUUUACGAUGUCUUUGGCGCCGCUGCCGCUGCUGGCGUCUCCUACUCCCCGGGUACUAGCGCGGUCGUCGGUCUGACUGCGGAGGACCAGCGCUUCGCCGUCGAGGGUGGUCUGUACUCCAUCGCCAUCUCCCCGGGCGGUGCUAUCGCCGCUGUUGGUGGUGCUGAGGGCAAUAUCAAGGUCGUCGGUCUUCCCCGUUUGGCGCCGGCUGGCGGUGCCGCUGCUUCCAAGGCGAAGGGCAAGGGCGCUGCUUCACAGGCGACUGCCUCCGCUGCCGGCACUCUCCUCGCCUCUCUCCAGGCUCAGAGUGACGGUGUUGAGACUCUCUCUUUCUCUUCCCCUCCUCUGACCCUUCUUGCGGCUGGCUCCGUGGACGGCUCGAUCGCCCUGUUCGACGCUGCCCAUCGCUUCGCAGUCCGUCGUCACAUCAAGGAGGCGCACGAGGGCGCCGUGGUUAAGGUUGAGUUCCUGCAGAGCCGUGCUCCUGCCACCCCCUUGCCUCGUCCCAGCCCGCUGGCUGCCGCGACGGCCGGCCAAGGCCAACCGUGGCUGCUCACCUCUGUGGGUAUGGAUGGUAUUGUCAGACGCUGGGAUGCCCGUGGAGGAACUGCGGCUGCUGCCCAGGGUUUGUUGAAGGAGUGGAAGGGCCACUUGGGUCUUGUUGAGAACUCGGAGGGUGAACAAUCUGGCGGUAUCAUGGGCUUUGUUCAGAGCUCGGAUGGUAAGCGGGUUGUUACGGCCGGUGAUGACGGUAUUACUCUGGUAUUUGAGCAGUAG
Messenger RNA from Aspergillus welwitschiae, 3282 nucleotides. RefSeq lists its product as uncharacterized. Bases 1 to 3282 code for a protein of 1093 amino acids. The transcript is spliced from 7 exons. Gene Ontology annotation, molecular function: protein binding; CoA-ligase activity. The record is from RefSeq and is a predicted model, not a curated record. NCBI's taxonomy places the organism in Eukaryota, Fungi, Ascomycota, Eurotiomycetes, Eurotiales, Aspergillaceae.